GAUUUUCAAAAACAGCACCAGAGCAAUGCAAUUCUAUGUCGAAGUUACUUUCUUACAAGAUACGUGCCACAUCAAUCGGCUUUCUGACGUAUAGACUCGAACUGUAAAAAUCUCCACACUAUCUUCUUACUUCAUCAAUUUCUUAUCGCGCGAUAACGAACUAUUGUCAAUAUUCGAUAAAUAUAAUCGUAGUUUUGCAUCGGACCAGCGCAUUCACCAGAGUGACGUUCCUUAUCAGUGAGCAAAAAAACGAUUUCACCACUCGAUGCAGUUCUAUAGAGUUGCACAACCAUUAUCUAUCAUCUGCAGAGUGACAAUGCUGGAGAAAAUACAAGUUUUCAUAUAAGAUCAUCCAAAAUGGCUACAAUGCAACGCUCCUGCAGUCCCGGACGGUACCUUUGGGGUGGAAACGCCGGAAGCCAUGGGAUCAAGUUCGAGACCAACCUGGCCUAUGCGCUGUUUGUGAGCGGUUCCUUGCAGAGGAUCCCGUUUCGGUUGGCCACGGAAAUGAGGGAAGCCGGCAAGUGGGAAGACGUUGUGCUGUUCCGAGACGAUCUUAAAGAGGUGUGGCUGUUUCAAGCCAAACACGGUGACAGAAUAGGUGAUGUCAUCAGGUUUGGAGACCUGUUUCCGGAUGACUGCGAAGGAAGAAAGGAAUUUGCUCUGCAUAUGUAUCUACACUCAAUGCUGGCCUGUAGACGCAAAGUUGAAUUCGAAGGGUUCAAAAUGAGGUUUUUCCUGUUCACUAAUAAGGUACUGAGUGAUCGGACGAAGUUGGAAAUGCUGAUGAAAAUUGAGACCAGGACGGUGGAUGGAUUAAUGCAAUGGAACAAUCACGAGAGUUGUCGUCAAGGGUUGAAGCCUCAGGAAUUGGAAAUCGAAACUCUGAAGGAUAUGAUGAACAUCGAGUUGUUAGCCAUAAAAGACGCGAUUAUAAAUUUAUUGGAGAAUGGCAAAGUUUCGGAUGUGUUGGUGAAGUACAAAACACCGCUCAAAAGUGUACUGCGAAUUUCGGAAGGUAGAGUUCAUUUCACGGAUGAUUUUACAAGAGGCCAUCAUAAUGCUACAUAUAAGUGGCUGUUUGAAGAACUUCAGAAGCAUUUCAGCUGGAACAAGGAUGAUGGAAUCAAAACAUUAACGGGAAAGCCAAUCAACAGUAAGAUGAAUCAACCGAUCAAGGUUUUAUUUGAGGGAAACUCCAGAGAUAAGUGUUUCCCAAUACUGGCGAGUGAGCAAGACGUGAGAGAUUUCUUCGCUCAUUUCGAACUGCAUUUGCGGCAACCUGAUCCAAAAGCUGCGGUCGAUGAACUGAUCUACUCGUGGAUGCGCCAAUGGAUUCCUCCGAAUGUGUUGGGGAAAUUCAGCGAAGCGCAGAUGACAUUGCCGCGUACAAAGUUUUACGAAACAUUCAAAAGUUGGCACGAGCUGAUUGAGAAAGAGAAAGAUUUCCUAUCAUUUGACGUUGAGGGUAAGCAAUGCAUUCACGAGAUAAUAGUCGAACUGAAACAACACAUGCCGAUGAGGUCGAAUAGAUGUUACAUUCCUCGUUACAUAGAAGAAGACAAAUUGCAAGAAGUGAUCAGUGAAGAACAAUUCCUGUCAAACUACGGUUCGAAUAAAAGCUAUGUGUUAAUCGGUGAACCAGGAAUGGGGAAGACGACCUGGAUGGAACACAUUGCUUUCGGAUUUCAGAAGACUACUGAUAUGAAGGUUCACUUGAUUUACCUGAAUAAAUUACAUGGGAAGUCGAAGAAUGGAUACGAUAACGCAUUUGAAAUCCUUAGGUCUGAGCUAUCUGAAUUGAAUCUCAGAUCAUUGGAGACUGAUUUGAAGAGUGGCGCAAAGCAAAUAAUGAUUCUACUAGAUGGAUUUGAUGAAUUGGCAGACUCCUGUCAAGCCUUAGUUAUCAGGAUCAUACAUCAAUUAAUGUCGCUCAAAAACGUUUAUUUGAUUGUAAGUGGCAGGAGGCACAAACAAAAGCAUCUAGAAUUCUUACUGAAAACCAAAGCCAUUUGUCUGGUACCAUUUAAAUAUGAAGAGCAGAUAGAGUUUUUGAAAGCCUUUUGGGGUGUUCCCAAGGACGAUCUUGAAAUGCUGCUGAAAUUUAGAAAUUUCGCAAUCAACUUGAUCGAAAAAUUGCACGACAAUAUCAAAGCAGAAUAUUUUUCCCUUACUGGACUUCCACUGAUUACUCGAAUGCUGGCGGAAGUUUAUGCGGAUGAUUUUCAAAAAUUUAUCAUUUCCAAUCAAACCGAUACAGAUCACAAUUUACUGUCGAUUACCAAAUUGAGUUUGCUAAAUUUGUUCGAACAGUUUACUUCUAUGGCGUUGAAUAUGCAAAUGAAGAAAAUUCUCAAUCAAGACGCUUACUCAACGCUCCAUGUCAAUAUUGAUCGACGAUUCAAACUCAACAUUGGGCAGUUUGAUGUUGAACAUCAGCUGGCCGCGAUUAAGCAGCUUGCCAUAAGAGAGUUUCCAACUUGUGUAAAAAACCACCAAUAUUUGCCGUCAACUUUGGAGUUCAUGAAACGAUUACAAGAUGGAGAAGAAAGAUCCCUACUGAUCACCAUCUCGAGGGACAAUCGAAUUGAGUUCGUUCACCGAUCGUAUGCCGAAUACUUCGUUGCGAAGUAUCUGUAUGAAAAUGCUACCGAAUGCGAAAUAAUUUUGUUAAAGAUUCUUCAACGACAUAAAGUGGUUCAAAUCUUCUUCUUCAUGAUGGUUGAAGAGAACUUUGCAGCUAGCUCGCAGCAAAUCAUGACUAUUGAAAACAUCUGUAAACGAGACUCGGACGUUGCCUUCUUGGCUUGUUCAGGAGAUAACGUGAAAAUUGUGAAGAAGUUGUUGGAGAAUCAGAACGCGAACACUAUGAGAACCCAUUUCAAAGGAACUCUCCUACAUGCCGCAGCCAAAGCCGGAAGUUAUGAUGUGGUUUCGUUGCUUCUGCUGGACAACUGCUUUAAAGUUCGCCCUAAAGCUAAGAACAAAGCACAUAAAAUGUUCCAAAUUCUUCAUUCUAUGUUUACCAACACGUCAACCAAUCUUAACAGUCAAGAUGGCGAAGGUUGUACACCGAUUUUCUUGGCUACCCGGAACGGUCAUUUGAGAAUUGUUAAGAAGCUUCUUAAUCACUAUGCUGAUGUGGACAUUCCUAACCAUGACAAACAGAGUCCCGUGCACAUGGCCUAUCGAUGCGGGCAUGUUGAGAUAUUCCAGCUAUUAUUGGAAAAAUCAAAGAAUCUGAACUUCACCGAUGAUCGUGGAAAAACGCUCCUUCACUGGGCAGCUACGAAUGGUGAUCUGGAAACGGUUAGCACGCUUUUAAGCCUAUCAGUCAACAUCGACAUCCGAGACGCAGUUGGGUGGACACCAUUGAAUUAUGCUGUUGACACCGGAGGCUAUAAAACUGCUGAGAUUAUCCUAACCCAUUCACCAAAUGUGAACACCCUGGAUGAGCGCGGAAGAACUCCUCUCCACUGGGUUGCCUUGUCUGGAAAGGUAGAUAUUGGCAAGUUAUUGGUUGAUCACAAGGCAAACAUCGAUGCUCUGGACAACGACGGAUGCACUCCCCUUCAUUUGUCCUACACAUUCAGGAAUUUGGCCAUGAUCAACAUGCUGAUAAGCCAUUCAGCCAACAUCAAUAUUCCAAACAUUCUUGGACAGACUUUGCUUCAUUUGGCUUCCAAGAAAGGAGACUUGGAAGUGGUGAGAAUGCUUCUGAACUAUUCGGCAAACGUCAACACUUCGGACAAAUUCGGAUGGACUCCUCUUCAUUUUGCCACUGCCAAUGGAUAUUUCGAAAUAAUAAAUCUUCUAAUCAAAGCCUCUGCCAAUGUCAACGUUCCAACUCAAUCCGGUCAAACUUGUCUUCUCAUAGCAGCUAGGACUGGGCAGUCGGAAGUCGUUAGAAUACUUAUAGAUCAUUCAGCCGUCCACACUCCGGAUAGGAAAAUGCAAACCGCACUGCACUUGGCCGCCAAGAAUGGCCACUUGGAGGUCGUCAGAAUGUUACUCGCCCAACGAUUAGUCAAUGUGAAUGCAACGGACGAGGAUGGUUGGACAGCUCUGCACUAUGCCGUUGAUGACGAACGGAAGAAUCUGGUGGAAUUGCUUCUUUCCAACUCAGCGUGGGUUACUAUUCGGACACGAGAUGGCUUAACUCCAGUUGAUUUAGCCGUUACGAAGGGCAAUAAACUUUUGCGUGAUCUGUUGGUCGAGAAACACGAGAAAGAGGAAUGUAGCUAUGCAUAAUGUUAAGCUAGAUAGCAGAUAUACAUUCUUGAAAUAAAUGUUUACAAUGAAACGUU
This is a messenger RNA of Aedes aegypti (yellow fever mosquito), 4307 nucleotides long. RefSeq lists its product as uncharacterized. The transcript has 2 exons. The coding region runs from base 358 to 4251 and encodes 1297 amino acids. Lineage: Eukaryota; Metazoa; Arthropoda; Insecta; Diptera; Culicidae. The record is from RefSeq and is a predicted model, not a curated record. Gene Ontology annotation, molecular function: protein binding.